ACAUGAGCAACCUGGAAUGUAGAGACAGUAAGUUACAUGGCCAAAUUCACAAGGAGUUGGAAAAGAGUGGACUCCUGACUUUGGCAAAUGCCUUUUCUAUUUAUUGAACUAAAGCUUCCUUAUUUUCAUUUAAUAUUUCUUAAGCACUCAAAAAUGGGAGUUCAAAAAUACAGUCUAUGACGAAUGGUUUGGCUGGAACUCAAGUUGUUUGGGGGGAUGUAGAAUAGUGGUAUCAGAUUGGAAAGGCAAUUGGGAGCCAUUGACUCUUCUUGAACAGUGGAGUACCGUAAUAAAGUAUAUGGUACUGGAUAUUCAAUCAGGCAGAAAUAAAUAUACUCGAAAAAUGAGUAAGAUUAGAAGUCUAGAUGAUAUUUAAUAAUGGCCUAAAGUAAAGUAGUAAAAACUGAAGAGGAAGUGAAUUUGAGAGCUGUUGUAGAAAUAGAUUUCCAGGAAAUGGUGCCUAAGAACAGUGUAUUGAGAGAGAGUGAUCAAAAUGAUUUCUAAGUUUCAUUCUUGAGUGCCUAAAACAUUGGGAAAAACAAGACAGGCUUAUUUGGUGGGGGAACUAAUUUUGGGUGCUCUGGUUGAAAUCUCAGCAGGACAUCUAGGUCUUGUAGUUGUGUGACAGCUGGCAAAUUGUAGAUGGAAAAGGGAGCUUGGGGAUGAAUUUAUGGCUGGUGACAGGCAGAGAAAUCAUUUGUGUAGAGGGAAUAAUUGAUGCCAUAUCACACUCAGGUACCUUCACUGGCCUCAGAAAGUAUCAUAGUAACUGUGUGUGCCUUAGACUGAGCAGUCACAGUAAGAGAGGGCACUUUAGAUUCAGGAGCCUAGCCUCAAGCAAUGCAACAUGAUUGGUAGGAAAGCACAGGUUAUUUUAAUAGCAUGAGAAAAAAGUUAGUAAAGUUGUAUACUCCCUAUGUGAUAAAUAUUGGGAAGUCUCCUUUAUUUUACAACAAUCCCAUGAAAUAGGUAGUAUGAUCCUCAUUUUACAGAUGAUAAAACUGAGUCUGAGAGAGGCUAAGUAAUAUUAGAGCUAGGAUUUGAACUAAGUGAGUGUUCAGUCCACUGGUCCUUUUACUAUGCCACACUUUUGCCAUGUUUUCCAAUAAGACUUGUCCAAAAUGGCUAUCAGGCUUCUUCUCAAUAAGUUUUUUAGUUUCUUGCCUUUGUAUAAGUGUAGUGCUUCAGAUCUUGAAAUGUAAUUAAUUGAGUUCUGGUUAUGGCUCCCCAUUUGCCUGCAAUGAGAAAGCAUGUGUGUGAAACAAAUAAAAAAUGCAAAUUGGAUCACAUAACAUAUAUCUCCACUCAGGUAUGCAUACCUUCUGGAAUGCUUUCAAGUACCAACUUUUGUUUAUUUUCUUUUACUCUGCUGGGUCUGUGGAACUUUAUUGAGAAGGAUGAAUUGAAAAUCCAGAGACACUUGGAGGAAAAGAUACUAAAAAUACACAUUUUCUAAUUAGCUGAAAUUUGUCAUCAUUCAUAACAUUACCAGAAGAGCCACAAUAAAAUCUCACUUUGCAUUGUUUUAAGUAGGCACAAACAAUAUUGUGUAUUCUGAGAUACAAAGACUAAUUUAUACCAUGAAACUUCCUCUAAUUUUCAAGCCUGGUAGAAACAGUACCUUUACUUUUCCAUCUUUUGUUAUAUGUUUGUGUACUGUGUCUCAGCAAACUAGAAGCAAGAUGAGGAAUCUUGAAACUAAGGUAGUGUAAAAUACAGGAAUAAUAAAAUUCCUCUUUUGUGUGUACACGAGGGUAAAAUUCUCUUGAUUUUUAAGUUUGCUUGUUAUUUUGGUCAUCUUUCUUAAUAUUGGUCAAUAUCCAGUGAAUCAUGAGAGAAAAUUAAUGCUGAAUAUUUAGCCUUUUAUCUAGAACUUCUUGUGUUGCUGAAUUGAUUCCUCAGUUGCCUUGCACUCUUAACACACUUUCAUUCUUUAACAUUGCUCUUCGUUCCUUGGGAAAAUGCUACAAGGAAAUAGGAAUUUUCUCUCAGCGUUACCCCUCUGGCAGUGUGUUUCAAUUUAAAUCCCCGGGCUGGCUCUCUGUUCGGGUUACUACCCCUUCUCCUUACUAGGAGUUUGAGUUAUGUUCCUCUACCAAAAGGGGGGAUUCCAGAUAGACGAGGAAACAGCUUUGAAACACUGCACUGCAGGCGUGUUCAGUUAUUCCCCCACUGUGCAGUCUGGAAAUCGGGGAGUGCCUCUCUGGUGAUGAAUCCGAAUGAGCUGCUGAAGAUGCCAGAGUGUGUGCCUGCACAGGCAUUUUCUUUCCCCUCCCCCACUGCUUCCCUUUCCCAAGCCCCCUCUCUCCCCAGUUCCCCUCCUACUCCUUUAUCCCCUCCCUCCGCGUCUCAGUUCUGCAGUAAACCAGGCUGAGGCACAUUCCUGCUUUGCAAGGCUUUCUGUUAAGGAUGUUUUGUGGCUUUUGUUUGGAUUGCAGCAUGCAGAAUUACAGCUGUUCAGAGGAGACUCAUUACAACUCCUGCUGAAGCUCCUAAUUUUCUUCCCUUCUCUUCUGCCCCUACUCCCUACCCUCAUUGGCCUGAAGACAUUGUACCCAGAAUUUGCUUUACUCCCCUGGCACUAUGUGUAUGGUAAACCUGAUACUAUGGCCGCGUCUGGGACUGGCCAGACGACGGCUGCUGGCUCUCCCUAUUCCAAGGAUUUAAAGGGGGAUUGUACUGCAGGCAAUGCAUCAGAGCAGCACCAUCGUGAGCCUGGGGACUGAGGCUCCUUGGGCAUUAUUACAAACACACAGAGCUGACCGCAAUGACAGCAGCUGCUCCUUUGAACUGUUGGCAGCGGCCAAGCGGCAGCAUGAAGUGAGAGAUUACUCCUGAGCUCAAGAUGAACUCCACCUUGGAUGGUAAUCAGAGCAACCACCCUUUUUGUCUCUUGGCAUUUGGCUAUUUGGAAACUGUCGAUUUUUGCCUUUUGGAAGUGUUGAUUAUUGUGUUUCUAACUGUAUUGAUUAUUUCUGGCAACAUCAUUGUGAUUUUUGUAUUUCACUGUGCUCCUUUGUUGAACCACCACACUACAAGUUAUUUUAUCCAGACUAUGGCAUAUGCUGACCUGUUGGUUGGAGUGAGCUGCCUGGUUCCUUCUUUAUCACUCCUCCACUACCCGCUUCCAGUAGAGGAGUCCUUGACUUGCCAGGUGUUUGGUUUUAUAGUAUCAGUUCUGAAGAGUGUCUCCAUGACCUCUCUGGCCUGUAUCAGCAUCGAUAGAUAUAUUGCCAUCACUAAACCUUUAACCUAUAACACCCUGGUUACACCCUGGAGACUACGCCUGUGUAUUUUCCUGAUUUGGUUAUAUUCCAUCCUGGUCUUUCUGCCUUCCUUUUUCCACUGGGGCAAACCUGGAUAUCAUGGAGAUGUGUUUCAGUGGUGUGCAGAGUCCUGGCGCACCGACCCCUACUUCACCCUGUUCAUCGUGAUGAUGUUAUAUGCCCCAGCAGCCCUCAUUGUGUGCUUCACUUAUUUCAACAUUUUCCGCAUCUGCCAACAGCACACAAAGGAAAUCAGCGAAAGGCAAGCUCGCUUCAGCAGCCAGAGUGGGGAGACUGGGGAGAUGCAGGCCUGUCCGGACAAGCGCUAUGCCAUGGUUCUGUUCCGGAUUACUAGUGUGUUUUACAUCCUCUGGUUGCCAUACAUCGUCUACUUCUUGUUGGAGAGCUCCACUGGCCACAGCAACCGCUUCGCAUCCUUCUUGACCACCUGGCUUGCCAUUAGUAACAGUUUCUGCAACUGUGUCAUUUAUAGUCUCUCCAACAGUGUCUUCCAAAGGGGACUAAAGCGCCUCUCCGGGGCCAUGUGUACUUCUUGUGCAAGUCAGGUCAUAGCUAAGGACCCUUACACAGUUAGGAGCAAAGGCCCUCUUAAUGGAUGCCAUGUCUAAAGAGGUUCAGAUAUUGGGUCAUUGUAUGUGUGUGUGGGGAGGGGGGAAAGGGGGGUCCCUUUUUUUCUCUUUGUAUCCCUUGUUCACUAGAAAGUCUGGGACAAAAUAAUUUGACUCUGAGCAAUAGGAAACAAAUAAUCCAUCCAAAAAAACCUAAGUUUGCAGAAAUGAUUUUUCUUUAAAAGUGCUUUUAAAUCAGAAGAAUCAGGACCAUGAAGAUAAAUUGCUCUUGGUUCCAAUUUUUGUAAUGCCAUGGAAAUGACUGAAAUUCUCAGAUUUAAAAUGAAUAAAGUCAUAUCUCACA
Myotis brandtii (Brandt's bat) is the source of this 4199-nucleotide messenger RNA. RefSeq names its product G protein-coupled receptor 21 (gene GPR21). Gene Ontology annotation, molecular function: G protein-coupled receptor activity. The transcript is spliced from 2 exons. The record is from RefSeq and is a predicted model, not a curated record. Gene Ontology annotation, cellular component: membrane. Gene Ontology annotation, biological process: G protein-coupled receptor signaling pathway. The coding region runs from base 2846 to 3895 and encodes 349 amino acids. NCBI's taxonomy places the organism in Eukaryota, Metazoa, Chordata, Mammalia, Chiroptera, Vespertilionidae.